AUGUCAGCCUCCGCUUUUGCUUCCGACAACCGCGCCACGGAGCCCAGCAGCGCGUCUGCAGCAGACCCUCCAGCUACCCUUCUAGCAUCGUCACCACCACCACCGCCAACAGCAGCAACAGUAGCAACAUCCACUUCAGCACCGCCAGCAACCUCCUCUCCGGCCGCUGCGGCACCGGAACCAGCUAUUGAUUCCCGUCUUUCGCCCUUCUCCGCUCCCUCAAAGUCGGUGCCUCCCUCGCCGCCCCAGACUCCCCUGAUAAAGCCGUCGGCAGUGCCUCCGCUGCCAGACCACCACGCACACCCGUCCCUCAAGCGCACCAACACCUGUCCCGGCCUGACGCCCACCUCUUCCUCUUCCUCGGUCUCUACCUUUGCGGCCAAGCCGUCCUCGGGUGCACAGCAGUACGGCUCUCAGUCUCCCCAGCUGACGGAGCGGGACUCCAUCUUUGCUACUCACUAUCUUCCCUCAGAGCCAGACAACGAACAGGAACAGGAACAGGAACAGGAGCAAGAUCGGGAGCAAGAUCAGGACCAGGACCGGGCAGACGAGCAGCAGGGCACAUACGACUUCCGUCCCCGCCAGCUGAACACCAGAUAUGUCAGUUCGCUCUCCUCGUCUCUCGGUUCGGCACGAUGGCAGCCAGCUCCCUCGCCAGAUCCAAUACCAACUCUAGAUGACCGCAUGACCCACCAACAUCACCAGCAACAUCACCAGCACCAGCACCAGCAGUUCGCAUUGCCCACCCGCUCUCGCACCGUAACCGACUUCUCCUCCCUCUCAAACCACGAUAACACCGGUGUAAACAACAAUUCCGGCAUCCCUCUCACCUUUGACCGUCUCUCACCACGUCCAUCGCCUGUCUUCCGCCCCCAGCCAGGUCCAGACAGAGGCCGAAGUCAUCACUCCCAGGGCCAGGGACAGGGCCAGAACCAGAACCAGGACCAGGACCAGGAAGAAUCGUCCUCUGGCACUGACACAAUGGCUCUCCUCGCUUCCCGGGACCUUAGCUCCCACCUCCAUAAUCACCACCACCCCCAUCAUAUUCACCGUCAUCCCCAUCAUAAUCAGCAUCAAAACAACAACAACAAUAACAAUAACCUCAUACGUGGACGCACUUCUAGAGUCGAAAAGUCUAUCGAAGCUAGCUUGGCCAACGUCGAUCCUAGUGCCAAUGUUCGCUCCCGCAAGUCAAGCCACUACCUUGGGCUCUUCAAGGAAAACACCGGCGAGCCAGAACGCAGGAAGAGCAUUGCUCCAGAACUUGCCUCUCUUGACGAGCUCUCGGGUGUCGGUGUGGGUGCAGGUGCCGCCCGGCCGGAUAUCACUUCAGCCGACGAAUCGCCAGCCGUCGUCCCCAAGGAGCUUCUAGACGAGAUCCGGAGCCACCAGCAUCGCCGCCAGGAUGGUGCAUCCCCCGCCAAUGGAGCUCAGCCAGGGCUACCAAGGUCCAUUCCAUCUCGUGACACUCGAAUGCUCUAUCCCGGUCACGCGCUCGAGGGCUUCUCUCCAGAUUCAGACUUUGCUGCCGCCCGGCCUGGUCUGGCCGAAUCGGUGUUCGAGGACGAUGACGAGGACAAGGAGCGUAUAUCCUCCGCCCUCUACUUCCCACACCAGCGCCCUCUCGAAGCUGCAGACAAGGAUGUCGGUAACAAACUGCAGCCGGAACAGCCACUCUUCUCUUCCCCGGCCAACCUAAAGCCCUCCCUCAGCGAGACCAACCUGGUCGAUAUCUCCCUCUUCUCAAAGACUGAAAAGAGCCAUUUCACCGGUGACCUGCGCAAGACCAUCCCCGAGCCUAUAGAGCCGCCCGUCUCUUCUUCCUCUGACCCUCACGCCGUCUCCGUGCCUUCCGGCGCGGCCGCUGUCGUGGUCGAACCAGCAACCGACAUCUCUGAGUCCGACUACCUCUCUGCCUCGGAAAGCUACACCUCCACAACUCACGACGAACCGGAGGACGACGAUGACCUGUCUUCCCACGAUGAGGCGGCUGGAACCGCUCCUCGGGGCACUCCCAGGCCAUCUCGCCCCCAGAUCAAGCAUCCUCAGUCUCAGCACAUACGCUCGCCGACUACUCCCCUCGGUGCCGUCGAGCUGAAGCCCUACCGUCACCAGGUCGGCGGCCACACCACCGUCUUCCGCUUCUCCCGGCGUGCAGUAUGCAAACAGCUAAACAACAGAGAGAACCAGUUCUAUGAACGUAUCGAGAAGAGACACCCGGAAAUGCUCGUCUUUCUCGCCAGAUAUAUCGGUGUUCUGAACGUGACUUUCUCCAAGGGAUCGAAAAAGCCCAGCAAGAAGGAUAAUAAUAAUAAUAAUAACAAGGAUGACAAUGCUGCGGUCACAUCAGAGCCUGCAGCAGCCAAGUCUACAACAACCGUUGAUGCCCAAACCUCUGCCGUCACCUCUACUGCGUCUUCCCCGCCGAAACGCACUGAGUCAGGCAAGGCUAAUAAUGGCCAACGCAUCUUCAGCCAGUCCCAAGUCACCGGGGUUAUACCCAAGGUCAUCCUGGAGAAUAACCGCCACAUCAUCCCCUUUGACCUCUUCAUGACCCCCCAGUCGGCCAAGUCCACCAGCGGCAGCGGACAUGCCACACCCACCCAGUCUCACUGUGGCUCGCUCGAGGAUGUCUCUGCCAAUCUCACCUGCUCUCCCAAGUCGACACCUGAACUCAAUGGAGAGUCCGACAAGCCUCCAGCAUCCAUGACAUGGGGUGCCACCACCGUCAACACAAAGCUCCAGGAACAGGUUCUGCGGGAGGUCUUCACUCCUCCCACUAUAUACUCGCACCAUCAACGCCGUCACCGUGGUCCAAGAAACAUUCCUAAGUUACUAUCUGGUGCCUCUUCCCUACGUAAGGAUGGGAAACUCUUACCCUUGCAUAGGGGACGCAGUGAACUUUCCGUCUCUGCAGCUGGUAAUCCCGCUCUUUCAUCUUCUGCUACUGCUUCCAUGCAAGAGGAUACAGCCACCCGAGUGUCUGGCCAGCGUCGUCGACGGAGGCACUCUGGUUCUGGCCUCGAGAGGAAACGCAGCAUGAGCACUGGUCCCGGCGAUCUCAUGUUCUACGAGGACGAAGGAUACGGUGGAGACAAGGAGGACGAGAUCUUUAAGAUGGAAGAUGAUGUACGCCUGCCUGUCAAGUCUGAUAGUACCCCUACCAGAGGACGCGAGCAGGUUACCCUUCCUGUCUCCCUAGGUACAUCAACCGGCGAACCCGUACGUCUACCCACCAAUCCCAAGGAAGCCCAGACAACCACCACCAGCGAGGAUCGUGUGCAAUUUUUCCUGCUCCUCGAGGACCUCACUGCCGGAAUGAACAAGCCCUGUGUUCUGGACCUGAAAAUGGGGACCCGCCAAUACGGCAUCGACGCCGACGAGAAGAAAAAGAAGUCUCAACGCCGCAAGUGUCAGAGCACUACCUCCCAACAACUCGGCGUUCGGCUCUGUGGCAUGCAGGUCUGGAACGUCAGCAAGCGCGAGUACCUCUUUGAAGACAAGUACUUUGGCCGUGACCUCUCGUCUGGCCGCGAAUUUCAAGAUGCCCUCACUCGCUUCCUCUACGACGGAGCAGACUAUAGUUCGGUCAUCGGCAAAAUACCCAUCAUCCUUGACAAGCUCUCCCAGCUCGAAAGCAUGAUUGUCCGUCUCCCCGGCUACCGCUUCUACGCCUCUUCUCUGCUCAUCCUCUAUGACGGGGACCGUGACCGCUCCUCCAACUCCCCCUCAUCUCCCUCCAAGGACUCAAAAUCCCACCGCACCAUCUUCGAAACAUACUCGGACUCAUCCCUUCCCAACCCAUCAAACCUCACGCUGAAAAUCGUCGACUUUGCAAACUGCGUCACUGGCGAAGACGGCAUCCCACCUUCAUCCCGCUGCCCACCACACAACCCCACAGAUAUAGACAGAGGUUACCUCCGCGGCCUACGCACGCUACGCAUGUACUUCCAGCGCAUCCUACGCGAAGUCAGUGCUAGUGUUGGUGAAAACUAUGUCGAGCGUGGAGAAGGCGAGGCACUCUCCGCGGCACCCUCGAGCGUUGUUGGAGCCGGCCGGGAAAGAGGAGAAGCGUGGGCAUGGGAUGAAGCCCUGGGCGAGCUAGAGGAGGGGGAGAUCAGUGUAUAA
This is a messenger RNA of Trichophyton verrucosum HKI 0517, 4128 nucleotides long. Its product is annotated as inositol hexaphosphate kinase KCS1, putative. The transcript has a single exon. The coding region runs from base 1 to 4128 and encodes 1375 amino acids. Gene Ontology annotation, cellular component: nucleus; cytoplasm. The record is from RefSeq and is a predicted model, not a curated record. Gene Ontology annotation, biological process: phosphatidylinositol phosphate biosynthetic process; inositol phosphate biosynthetic process. Gene Ontology annotation, molecular function: inositol hexakisphosphate kinase activity. Lineage: Eukaryota; Fungi; Ascomycota; Eurotiomycetes; Onygenales; Arthrodermataceae.